Molecule: messenger RNA, 1158 nt
Organism: Merops nubicus (carmine bee-eater)
Lineage: Eukaryota; Metazoa; Chordata; Aves; Coraciiformes; Meropidae
Product: low affinity cationic amino acid transporter 2-like
Exons: 5
Coding region: 3-770 (255 amino acids)
Biological process (GO): amino acid transport
Cellular component (GO): plasma membrane
Molecular function (GO): amino acid transmembrane transporter activity
Source: RefSeq, a predicted model, not a curated record
UAAUGGCGUUUCUGUUUGAUCUAAAGGCCUUAGUGGACAUGAUGUCUAUUGGGACCCUUCUUGCUUAUUCACUUGUGGCAACCUGUGUCCUCAUUCUUAGGUACCAACCCUGUUUAACCUAUGAGCAACCAAAAUAUUCUCCAGAAAAAGCAGCUUUGGCUGCAUCUGAAAGGGAAUCUGUAGUAAGUGAAUCACAGAUAGAUAUGAUACAAAAGAAACACUUCAGUCUUCAGACCCUGAUUAAUCCAUCCAGUUUUCCUACUGAACAGACUUCAACUACUGUUAACUUUUUAGUGGGUCUUUUAGCUUGCUUGGUUUGUGGCUUGAGUGUCCUCACUACUUAUGGGACUCAUUUCAUUGCUAACUUGGAGCCCUGGAGUAUUUGCCUUCUUGCUGUGUUGGUGAUGUCCUUCAUCGUUACCAUUCUCCUCAUCCAAAGGCAGCCUCAGAACCAGCAGAAAGUGGCCUUUAUGGUUCCACUAUUGCCAUUUUUGCCAUCAUUCAGUAUCCUGGUAAAUAUUUACUUGAUGGUACAAUUAAGUGGAGACACUUGGAUCAGAUUUAGCAUCUGGAUGGCACUUGGCUUCCUCAUUUACUUUGCUUAUGGGAUCAGACACAGUCUUGAAGGUCACCGCAGUGAAGGAGAUGAUGAUUCGUGUUCAGAAAAUAGUGGAUUGCAAGAAAAGAACCCUUUGGAAGAAGUGGAUGAACCUGAAAAUGCAAAUGAAAGCGAUCGAUUUCUUGCACAUGAGAGGACAAGUGAAUGUUAGUCUAUGCAAACACACAAGCCUUUUAAACCUUUAAUUGACAUUUUACCUGCGGACUGAAAUUUCAAAAGCUUUCUGCUAACAUUGUGCCUCUUGAAAGUGUUUACUACAAGGCCUGGCUGAUAUUUUGGACAAGCUGCUAAUCCAUCUUCAUCAUUUCAGAACUGACAGCAUGGAGAUGAAUAUUUUAUUUAAAAAAAAACAAACAAGAGAAGUACCCUUUGGCAAGCCAAAAUUUGGAUGCGUUGUUUGAACUGUCAUCCAAAAUCGCUCUUAAUCACAAACCUUUAAGAAUUUUAGAACUGCCUGCAAGAAGCUCUGAAUAUUUGACACUGCAUUGUGAACACAAGUUCCUUUCAUACCUUCUCCUUAUCUCUAUUACGCGUUUUGG